AUGGAGGGGGUGGGAAGGUUGUUUGACUUUGAUAUUGAAGUAAAACCAAUCCUUGAGGUUCUUGUUGGUAAAACAGUUGAGCAGGCACUACUUGAGGUCAUGGAAGAGGAAGAACUGUCAAAUCUUCGUGCACAACAGAGGAGAUUCAAAGAACUACGUAAUGCUGAACUUGUUGAGACCCAAAGACUAGAAGAACAGGAAAGACGGCAUAGAGAAGAGAAAGAACGUCGUAUGAAACAACAGGCAGAAGUACUCAGAAAGGAAAAAGAAACCGGUGAAAAGAUAUCAGCGCGUGCCUUUGCCCAGAGUUACCUUGCGGACCUUGUGCCAUCAGUGUUUGGCUCACUAAACGAAAAUGGAUACUUCUAUGAUCCAGUGGAAAGAGACGUAGAAACAUACUUUAUGCCAUGGUUAUUACAGAGAGUGGAGGGUGAAUUAAACCAGAGUGUCAUCUCGAGAACUGUCCUUGAUGCAAUCAUAAGAGAUGUUGUCCGAAGACGCUUUGAAGUAUAUCAUAAGCUCGAAGAAGCUGCUAGACUUGCUGUGGAGCAAGAGGCAGCAGCCAAGGCAGCAGAAGAAAGAAAGAAAGCUGAAGAGAUUGCGGCUAAAGCAGCUGCAGAAGAGGCCAAAGCCCAGGCAGCAGAACAGGGUGAUCAGGAAGGUGAAGCUGAUGGUAGAGAAACAGCUGAUAAACCUGAUGAAGAUAGUGUUGCUGGAGAGGAUGGUAGUGGUGAAGCUGCUCCUGCUGUCACACCAGCAGAAUCAGGACCAAAGGAUCCUGAACCAGCAGAUGAUGCUGAAGCUGAACAAGAAUAAGCAAAGACUGCA
Molecule: messenger RNA, 828 nt
Organism: Orbicella faveolata
Lineage: Eukaryota; Metazoa; Cnidaria; Anthozoa; Scleractinia; Merulinidae
Product: radial spoke head protein 3 homolog B-like
Cellular component (GO): cilium
Source: RefSeq, a predicted model, not a curated record